Molecule: messenger RNA, 783 nt
Organism: Fusarium graminearum PH-1
Lineage: Eukaryota; Fungi; Ascomycota; Sordariomycetes; Hypocreales; Nectriaceae
Exons: 1
Coding region: 1-783 (260 amino acids)
Source: RefSeq, a predicted model, not a curated record
AUGACACCCAAGUCCAAGCGAGUAACUGCUGAGCAUACAAGAGAUCGCGUUCGUAAUAACCAACGUCGUCAUCGUGCGCGAAGAAGAGACCACAUCGCCACGUUAGAGGAAAGACUGCACGAGGCAGAACAGACCAUCUCAAAAUUGAGAGUCCAAGUUGACGACCUCGAAGAUGCUUUGCGAGGGAAUAAUAGACGAAUUUCCACCGCAAUAAUAGCAGAACCUGAAGGCUUGGGUAUUCAGGAAGCACCAGCCGUUGUUGAUGGAUACGAUCUACUACUUCCAAGUACCGGCAUUGUUUCAGGGGAUCAUGACUCCGGGGAAAUCAACGUUCUGGGUCGCGAUGACUUACCCCGUAUCAAUAUCGAACCCACUGACUUGGCACUAUCAAUCCUCCAACCUGCCAUGUUUUCUUCAUUAUCUCAGCCGGGGUAUCCCUUUGAAUAUCAGAGCAACCAAAACAACAGCGCUCUGCAACAAAACCGAUUUGCAACUACAACUAAAACAUGCUGCUCAUCUUCAAAUCCGACACAUUUAAAUUUGCUUUCGCCAAUUGGAACUGAACUUAACGCAGAGCUAACGAGACUCUGCUGUGAAGCCUACAUCCUCAUUGCCCAACAUAAUGCUACAAUCGUCAGAGACGAAACAGAUAUACGACAAAACUCGGUUUCAUUACCACAGCUUAUUUCCUGCAAUUUUAAGAUGAGUUGUUGUUUAGUGAAGGCUGAGCUUUUGGGGCCUCAAGUCUCGACAUCAAUCUCAUACAUACACUGCGACUCCUGA